AUGGCUGAAGUCGAACAAUUUGCCUUCCAAGCUGAGAUAUCUCAGCUUAUGUCAAUUAUCAUUAAUACUUUCUAUUCAAAUAAAGAGAUUUUCCUUCGUGAAUUAAUUUCAAACUCUUCCGAUGCUUUGGAUAAAAUUCGUUAUGAAUCACUUACCGAUCCUUCAAAACUUGAAUCUGGUCGUGACCUUUAUAUUCGAAUCGUUCCAGAUAAAGAAAAUAAAGUUCUUAUGUUACGAGAUACUGGAAUUGCUUUCAUGGAAGCUUUACAAUCCGGUGCCGACAUUUCUAUGAUUGGUCAAUUUGGUGUGGGUUUUUACUCUGCCUACUUGGUAGCUGACCGUGUUCAAGUUAUCACAAAGCAUAAUGAUGAUGCACAAUAUAUUUGGGAGUCUGCUGCCGGUGGAUCUUUCACUAUUACUCGUGAUACCGUUAAUGAACCUCUAGGUCGAGGUACUCUUAUUAAAUUAUUCCUUAAAGAAGAUCAAUUAGAAUAUCUUGAAGAACGUAAAGUUAAGGAGGUCGUCAAGAAACAUUCUGAAUUCAUUGGUUAUCCAAUCCAACUCAUC
Dentiscutata heterogama is the source of this 567-nucleotide messenger RNA. The record is from the annotation of a GenBank genome assembly. Lineage: Eukaryota; Fungi; Glomeromycota; Glomeromycetes; Diversisporales; Gigasporaceae.